Molecule: messenger RNA, 220 nt
Organism: Symbiodinium sp. CCMP2456
Lineage: Eukaryota; Dinophyceae; Suessiales; Symbiodiniaceae
Source: the annotation of a GenBank genome assembly
GUCCUGGGCUUCCAUCUUUCCGCCGGCCAGCUUGAUAUCCCAGGCUAUGGAGGUGGCUACAACGUGUCGGCUCACGCAAACCUUCAAUAUGGAGGCGACGCAGAGAGCAUUGUGCGCCACUCCAUCCAGACGGGGAAUGACAUUAGAGGUCGGAUCCAUGCCAUGAUCGCGGCGGGGGCCCACAGAGGAGGUGCCUCGACUGGCUCUGUCUCCUUGGGAG